This is a messenger RNA of Chinchilla lanigera (long-tailed chinchilla), 2962 nucleotides long. It is a transcript of the gene Tmem267, whose product is annotated as chromosome unknown open reading frame, human C5orf28. The transcript has 3 exons. Lineage: Eukaryota; Metazoa; Chordata; Mammalia; Rodentia; Chinchillidae. The record is from RefSeq and is a predicted model, not a curated record. The coding region runs from base 2176 to 2826 and encodes 216 amino acids.
UUGUUUACACAGGAGAGCGUGUAGUCCAUUUAUUGAUUCUUCCAUAUAUAAAAGGCCGUGCUGCUCCUAGAAAGAGUGUAGGGGGUCUUGGAAGCACCAGAAAAAAGAUUUUUUUGGCAAACUUGCAUAGGGGACGAAAGUUACAACUGAGUCACAAGUGAAAAUAGACGGAAAAAUUUUUAUGGCAUUGGUAGACACCGGAAGAGAUGUGACUAUAAUUUCAUGGCUACAUUGUCCUAAACUUUGGCCUACCAUGAAGGUCCCUACAGUUUUCUCUGGUGUUGGAACAAUGACAGAUGUUCACCAGAGUGUUAACAUUCUUCAGAUUUCUGGUGCAGAAGGACAAACAGGCACUUUAAAGCCAUAUGUUGCUGAUAUAGCAGUGAAUCUAUGGGGAAGAGAUUUAUUAAUGCAGUGGGGAACAUACAUGAGGUUCCACAUAUAUCUUCUCAGGCAAAGAAUAUGAUAGCUCGUAUGCAUUAUAAUCCUUGUGAAGCCAAUAGUUAUGUACAAGCUCCAGUCAUUUCCUAAAGGACAUGUGGUUUAGGGUAUCCAAAUUUAUGGUAGAGGCCACUGUAGAAAAAGGCUUCGCUUUGCCUUUAAAAUGGUUUACUAAUAAGCCAAUUUGGGUUGAGCAGUGGCCUCUUCUAAAAGAAAAAUUAGCAGCUCUAAGAUCGUUAGUACAAGAACAACUGUCAGAAGGACAUAUUGAAGAAUCUACGAGCCCCUGGAAUUCCCCUGUAUUUGUGAUUACAAAGAAAUCAGGUAAAUGGAGAAUGCUCACAGAUCUUAGAAAAAUUAAUGAAGUUAUUCAGCCCGUGGGUCCAUUACAGCCUGGAUUACCCUCUUCUGUUAUGAUACCUAAGAAUUGGAAGUUAAUUGUUAUAGAUGGUAAGCACUGUUGUUUUACCAUUCCAUUACGACCCGAAGACAGAGAAAAAUGGAUCCUGCCUUUCGUCAGUAGACUGACUACAAAAAAAAAAAACAGAAAACCUAAAAAUUUUCUUCUGCUUUGGUUUGCGGUAUGUCAUCUAGGUUGUCCCUAGACGGUAGGAUGUACUAUCCUGCCAUAAGGAUAUUGAAACUGAAAAUUUGUCCUUAGUAUGACAGAACAGCCUCUACACUGUAGAGUGUGACAAGUAAUGAAAAGUAUGAUCAAGGAAAUUUGAGGAAUGAAUGGCCCAUGAGUCCACUUCAGUUUAGAUUCAUUCCAAUUUUCUAUGGUCUCUUUACUUAAUAUCCCACUGCUGCCCUGCUUUCCAGCACUUGUGUUGAGAAAACGUAGGUAGGAAGAAGAAAGAAUGUCCCUCUUCGGGCAUCUUCAUUUAGGCCAGUGCUCGUCAAGGCCGAAUGUGGAGCUGAUGUCUCCUUGGUGCUAAGACAGCACCCACCAUUGCGAGGCAGGGAGAUGGGAGCGCCCAGCCACAUCCCAGUACAGAAACUUGUCUGUCCAGUUGCUUUGCUCCCUAUACGCAGUAGAUACUUAAUCCCCUAAACGUUCCGUCUCGGUGAUUAAGGGAUCUGGCCACGUGGUUACUGUCCACCAGAGAGGAGCUGCUAACACCCACAGUGUCGUUAUCGGCAAGUCCCCAAGGGGGCGGUGAAGCGCUACUGAGGCGCUUCGGCCCGUAAGCUUUCGAAAGAUCGCCUCAAAUAUCCACACUCUGUCGCCAGCCCAGAGAUGCUGGAAAUAAUCUCUACACCUUCGAGAACCACUACGGCCUGUGCUUCGGCUUUCGGUGACGCCGCUUCCCUGUCUCCAACUUCUGGGCCGCCUCAGGGCUGCGUCGUGGGGCGGUCUGCAGCUCUAUGGGUCGGCGCGGGCUAAACCGACAACUAAAUUCUCCGGCUUGACAGAAGGAAACCAACAGGCCCUUUAAACUUCUCACUCCGUCGCCCUGAGGGCUCCUUUUGGAGGUACGAUUGAGAACGGGUACCAACCCGCUGAACCAAACAGCGCCAGGUAUCGCCCUCGUCCAACUCCGGAGCCGGGCAGUAUCCCGGCGUCCCCUGGGCGGGCGCUGCGGAUGGGCCGCUCCGGCCGGCGUCUCUAUGGUGCUGGCCGACGGGCGGGGCCGCUCGCCCGCAGCUCUGAGAACCGCGGGGUACUGUUUGUGAAAACAAGCAAGAAGAGAUUGUUCCCAAUGGCUCCCAGUAUAUACUAAUACAUUGCUUAUGAUGGCAUCUGAGGCUGAGAAGACUCCUGCGCUACUCCAGUCUUGUGGCACUGAAUCUGUUAUUUCCAGCUUUGGUCUGGGGAUGUUUUGCCUAGUAGCCGACAGACUUCUUCAGUUUUCCAUAAUUCAGCAAAAUGACUGGCUCCGUGCCCUUUCAGAUAAUGCAGUACAUGGUGUAAUUGGGAUGUGGUCAUGGGCAAUAGUCACUGGCAUCAAGAAGAAGACUGACUUUGGAGAAGUAAUUUUAGCUGGAUUUUUGGCCUCUGUUAUCGAUGUGGACCACUUUUUUCUAGCUGGAUCCUUGUCUUUAAAGGCUGCUUUGACACUUCCACGAAGACCUAUCCUUCACUGUUCUACUGUGAUACCUAUUGCGGCUCUGACCCUGAAGUGUAUUAUGCAUCUUUUCAAGCUCAAAGACUCAUGGUACUUUCUUCCCUGGAUGUUAUUUAUAUCUUGGACCUCACACCACAUUCGAGAUGGAAUUCGUCAUGGCUUAUGGAUAUGCCCAUUUGGAAAAACUUCUCCUGUGCCAUUCUGGCUUUAUGUAAUAACCACGUCAUCUUUACCUCACGUCUGUUCAUUCAUUAUGUGUCUAACAGGGACCAGACAAAAGAUGUCUUCAAAUCAUGGAAUUCGUAUGGAUGUCUGAAGUAACUAUAUGACUCUUGGAGAAGCACAUGGUUCAAAUGCUGAUAAUAAAGGGUAGAAGUAUUAAAACAAAUUUAUAAAUCAAAGUUACGUAUUUAUAUAUAUACUUUUUUCCCCUUGGUAUUGGAAAUCGAACU